This is a messenger RNA of Psilocybe cubensis, 3513 nucleotides long. RefSeq lists its product as uncharacterized. Lineage: Eukaryota; Fungi; Basidiomycota; Agaricomycetes; Agaricales; Agrocybaceae. Gene Ontology annotation, molecular function: protein binding. Gene Ontology annotation, cellular component: EMC complex. Gene Ontology annotation, biological process: protein folding in endoplasmic reticulum. The transcript is spliced from 13 exons. Bases 1 to 3513 code for a protein of 1170 amino acids. The record is from RefSeq and is a predicted model, not a curated record.
AUGCGGCUCUUGGCAGCCAUCUCCCCCUUCAUCACUCUUUCCGGUUUACUACAACUAUCACACCUCACUCAGUCGGUUUAUGCGCUACACGAAUCGGACGUCGGCGUCGUUGACUGGCAUAAACAUCUUAUCGGUGUACCUCACUCGAAUGCACCUGUCACCGCACCUUCCUUUGUGGAUGUCAAUCUCGACGAGACGGAAAAGGGCACUGCAAUCGGGGUGAAUGGAACGAAGACUGUAAUCGUCACUACAACCGGAAAUAAUGUCCUUGCAGUGCUCGACCCGGAAGACGGCGCUGUCCUAUGGAGGCACAUAUUCGACGCGGAAGACCGGGUAGCGGGAUACUACAAGAGCAGCACCACACUCGCGACACUAUCCGGACCCGGUGGUUCAACACUGCGCACUUUCUCCCUACUCACUGGCUCUCUCCUCCUUGAAAAGAGGCUACACCACCCAGCUAAUGGCGCGCUCUUGGAACCAGCACAUCUCGGAAAACAGGUUGUGUUCAGUCGUGAAGGAAAUGAUUCUAAUGGAAAUCAGAAAGAUGUAUUGUACGUCCUCACCAAUGGCUGCGAAGUACGAAAGCUCGACGCGCAGAGCGGGAAGGAGAUGUGGGCAUGGAAGUCGCCUGAUCAGGGAUCCUUGACAAUCUACUCCGACAUCCUCAUCUCCCCGUCCUCCCAGCAUAUACACUUGAUAGGCCUCUCAUCAUCCACAGCCUCAUUUACACUUCACACCACCGCCCUCUCAAUCUCCUCCGGAGAAGUUAUCGAGAACCUCAGCGGAGGCGUGCCAAGCUCAAUAUCAGACCCUCUCACUCAAUUUUUCGUCGUCCGUGCCAGCGCAACAUCCAAAGAUACCGGGAAACCGGUGAUUCUAUGGUUAUCGAAAUCCACACUGUAUUACCUCCCCCUCCCUUCAACCUCCUCCAGCAAGCAAUUCAAACCCCGCCCACAGGCUCUCAAGAACUCGGGUUCUGCGGGAUUGGAGAAACUUGUCGACGUCGGGUUAGGUAAAGAAGGUCAUGUUGUGGUGGGGAGGAGUGAUGGCAGUUCGUUGGUUCUGAGAGUCGCGGAACAGGGUGAAGAAGAAGUUGUUGCGGAGAGUGUGUGGGAAUUUGAGGGAUCGGCGACAACUUCAACACAAGCUGAGUCUAUGUACGCCGGUGGUCUGGACGCGCGCGGUGCACCCGCUGUGGGAAGGGUGUGGUGGGAUCAUGCUGUUCAGAAAGCGUCAGCAGACGUAUACACCGUCCAAUCCGAGGCGUCCACACAGCAAGCGCCACGUCCUUUUGCGUUUGCGUUUGAUACCCAAUCCCAUGGUGUAUUGAGCCACGUCGCCCUCGACGGUCCGCGCGAUGCAUCGUCUACGCACGCCAGGGUCCUCAUUACCACCACCACUGGUGCCGUACAGCUUUGGUCUGCGCCCUCUUCUUUAGAAUUGGAACCUGUGUUGCAUUGGACGCGUGAGGAGGGCCUAGCUGCUACGGUCGUCGCUGAGUUUGUUGAGCUACCGGAGGGAGGAAAAGGCGCUGAUAUAAUCGCGAGGGAGAGCGAGGAAGGGUUCCCAGGGAGGUUGAGUAGGCAGAUUGUUGACGCGCAGGGUUUCCCAAAUUAUGUCGUAAACUUCAUCAAACGAUUCACUUCCUCUCCAGCUCCAGCCGCUGCCACCGUCGUUAUCGACUACCGCGCGCUCUCCAACGCCGCAACACCUCCAUCAAACGAUUCCACUACCACUUUAGCCCGCGACGCGUUUGGCCACCGGCAAUUGAUCAUCACUGCUACCCUAUUCGGAAAGGUAUAUGCUAUCGAUACUUCGACAGGCGCUAUUGUUUGGAGCAGAGUGCUCGGGAUGGGAUGGGUCGGUCGAGCGGGUAUGGGUGGGAGAGUGAUUCCGGUGAAGUUGUUUGUGAUCAGGGCUGUUGGAGAUGAGGCUGUCACGAGUGAGGGCGACGCCGGAGAUGUAAAGGGAGACCCGGAGGUCGUGCUUGUUGGGCAAAGGAGGGCAGAUAAUUCCCUUGUUGACACUGUUAUAUUCCAUAUAAAUGCGCUCACAGGCGAAGAUGUGCUCCCUUCCUCGAAGAAGAGUGCUUCGGAUAUCUUGGCUGAGCUUGGGGUCGAAUCUGAAGGCGAAAGUGAAGAGGCCGAGAAAGAGAAAGAGAAGGAGGAGGAGAAAAAAGACGAUCAAGAUAAUGGAGGCAUUCUUGAAGGACAGGAUAUCGUUGCUGGACCAGUGGUCGAAGUGUACAUACUGAAUGCGGAGGGAAGAAAGAUUAUCGUACUAUUGGACGAGUUUUUGCAGGCAUACAUCUAUCCCUCUAACCCAACCGCUGAGUCUGUGUUCGCUCGCGCCCUCCCAAGUCUAUCUUUCCCACUUCGCGCACACGUCGAGUCGCGGCACCGUAUCGUCGGUCACAAGCUCGGGCUUCCACCAAAAGACCAGUCCCACUUCAAGCCAACCGCAUACCCAACAUGGGCAAUUUCUCUCCCAGCGGGCGAAGAGAUUCAGGCCCUCCUCCCACAGGCACCGACGAUGGGCCACGCCAAGGGCUCGGGCGUCGCGAGCGUAGGCAAAGUGUUGGGAUCGCGCAAGACCCUGUACAAGUAUUUGGACGAACGACUAUUCGUGGUCAAGACUGUGGCGAGGAAGAACAAGGUCGACGAGGAAGGUAAUGCCAAAACGGAUGUCAUGUGUGGUAUAUAUGUCGUGGAUAGUGCGAAGGGUACCAUUGUGUACCAUGCGGAAGUAAAAGCUUCGCCUCCCGUGCCAUCGUCGGACGCACCGGGCACACCGGGUGCGGGCGCAGGCACUGUGAGAGGGGGAGGUUGUGAUAUCAAAACGAACCUCGUGGAGAAUUGGCUGGUGUAUCAUUAUUAUGAGGCAGAGGUUGCUGGUGGGAGUGUGGGCGGAGCGAAAGGAUAUCGUAUGGUCAGUGUGGAGUUCUAUGAAGGACAAAAGGCGGAUGAUAAAAUUAUGAGUUCGAGUAUCUCGGCAUAUUCGAAUGAUACGCUCAACUACUCUGUGUAUGAGCAGGCAUAUGUGUUCCCGUCCGCUAUCACGGCUCUGGCCACAACUACGACCAAGUUUGGUAUAACUAGCAAGGAUCUCAUCGUUGCCACAGCGAACAGGAAGAUCCAGUCAUUCCCUAGGCGGAUCUUUGAUCCUCGGCGCCCAUCGCGCAAGAUGACAGCUGAAGAUCAGGAAGAGCUCCUCAUCCAGUACGACCCUCUGAUCCCCAACGAUCCGAAGAGGGCGCUAUCCCAUAACUACGACGUUGCAAACGUGCAAAAAAUUAUCACCGCUCCUGCUCUUCUCGAGUCGACUUCGCUCGUCUUCGCAUACGGCCUCGACAUGUUCCUCACGCGCGUGACACCGUCCAACACGUUCGACGUUUUGAGCGAGAGCUUUAACAAGGUGCAGCUUGUGCUUACAGUUACGGGUCUGUUGGUCGCGAUCUUGGUGACGAGACCGAUGGUGAAGAGGAAGAGCUUGAGGGAGAAAUGGUAUAAUUAA